Molecule: messenger RNA, 765 nt
Organism: Cydia splendana
Lineage: Eukaryota; Metazoa; Arthropoda; Insecta; Lepidoptera; Tortricidae
Exons: 1
Coding region: 1-765 (254 amino acids)
Molecular function (GO): nucleic acid binding
Source: RefSeq, a predicted model, not a curated record
AUGAGGUCCAUAUAUAAUUACACAGCCGAAGAGCGCAUCCAGUUCAUAUUCAAUCCCCCUUAUGCCCCCACAUUCGGCGGACUGUGGGAGGCCAAUGUUAAAUGCUUAAAAUAUCAUUUAAAAAGAACAAUAGGUAACUCUAGCUUAACGUUUCUGGAGUUAAGUACCCUUUGCACAGAAGUUGAAGCGGUCCUUAACUCCCGACCCCUUACCCCUCUUACAUGUAAUCCCAGCGACCUUUCUCCCCUCUCACCAGGGCACUUCCUCAUCGGGCGUCCUCUGACUUCGCUGGCGUCCCCUCCUGCUGCAUCCGGAAAGGGCAUAAAGACGCGCUAUCAGCUGCUCGAGUCCCUGCGUGACAGUUUUGCGAAGAGGUGGAAAAACGAGUACCUCUCAGAGCUACAAAAACGAACAAAAUGGAGACAUCCCUACAGAGAUCUCAAGGAAGGCGCUAUGGUAGUGUUCAAAGAGGAUAACCUACCUCCCAUGAGAUGGAAACUUGCACGUGUCCAUCGACUAUACUAUUGCAAGGACGGAAUCGCCAGGGUAGGCGAUUUUAGAACCAUCAGAGGGAUCGAACGACGGGCACUAAAUAAGGUGUGCCCCCUCCCUGAUGACGAUGAUGAGAUGUUGGAAGAAGCUUCAGCGCCAGCCAGUACUACCGACCCCUCAGCUUCCUCCAACGGCCCCCCAGCAUGUCUACGACAACAAGACACCGCGCGGGGCGCGGGCGCGCGGGGUACGGACCCCACCACACUCCAUUAG